Molecule: messenger RNA, 2750 nt
Organism: Megalobrama amblycephala (Wuchang bream)
Lineage: Eukaryota; Metazoa; Chordata; Actinopteri; Cypriniformes; Xenocyprididae
Gene: ece2a
Product: endothelin converting enzyme 2a
Exons: 3
Coding region: 377-1108 (243 amino acids)
Molecular function (GO): S-adenosylmethionine-dependent methyltransferase activity
Source: RefSeq, a predicted model, not a curated record
CACACACGUGGUUUGUCUUGUCAGACUCAGAUCUAUUUUAAAAUACCCGCUAGUAGUUUCGUCCAUUCUUUUAUUCAGUGUUUUAGACACGCAUGUUUUAGUUAAUAUUAAAACUGAUCAAUAUAUUGAGCUGGUAAGAGCCUCUAGAUACCGAUGUUUAUUUUACAGUUUGCCAGCUUCAAACCGCAUUUAAACAAAUCAUUGUUUAUGAACCCACAUUAAGCAAAAUACAGAUCAGACCCACUCACCGCUGGGCUUGUCAUGGUGAUAUAAUACAAACCUAGUUGAUAUGACAGCACAGCAAUGCAUAUUUAAGUAAUAACAAGCCUGUAAUAAUUUAAUAACAGUAGGACUUUCGAUUAUAUUUUAAAGAAGGAUGGAAUAUUUGCCGGACUCUAACACCAGAUAUAAAGAUGUGGACUACUGGAAUGAGCGGUACCGGACGGAGGAGAGCUUCGAGUGGUUCGGAGACUUCACUAAAUUUGAACAUCUUCUCAAACAGCAUGUGGGAACUGAUGAAAACGUUCUGAUGCUGGGUUGUGGUAACAGUGCUCUGAGCUAUGACAUGUACCAGGCCGGCUACACCUCCAUCACUAACGUGGAUUACUCCAGCGUUUGUGUGGAGAGCAUGGCGGAGAGACACAAGGACUGCGCUCAGCUCAGCUGGCUGUGCAUGGACGCCCGUCGACUGGCCUUCCCUGACGGUGUGUUUGAUGUGGUUUUGGAGAAGGGAACCCUGGACGCCAUGCUCGUGGAGGAGACUGACCCGUGGAAGGUCUCUGAGAAGGCGGCACAACUGCUGCACCAGGUUCUCUUGGAGGUCAGUCGUGUUUUGAAACCCGGAGGCCGUUUCAUCUCGGUUACAUUUGCGCAGCCACAUUUCCGUAAGAGACUCUACGCUCGAGCAAAGUACGACUGGUCUAUCAAGCACUAUCACUAUGGCAGCAGCUUCCACUACUUCCUGUAUGUUCUCACCAAAGGGGAGGGGCUUAGCCCAGAGGAUGCUGCAUUGGAGAGGAGACUUCUCGAGGAAACUGAGGCUUCACCAACUGACGUAAAAUUUCAGGAAGUGGAUUCUGAGGACUUCCUAAAUAACAUUGGAUUAUAGGGACUUGUACAGCAUCUGUCAAUCAUGAGACUGCUGAAGCUGUACAUGCUUCUUCUUCAUUAUUUUUUUAUGCUCCUAUACUUUAAUGGAUUUGUUCACCCAAAUAUAUUGAUUCUUUCAUUUAAUCAUUUAAUCACUCAUGUUGUUCCAAAUUCAUAUGAUUUUAUUUCUUUCUUUGGAACAAAACAUUAAAUGUUUUUCUUUCUUUUUUUUCUUUUUUAAAUUCACUUUCAUCUACUUUUGUGUUCCAUGGAGGAAAGAAAGUCAUACAGGUUUUUGAAAUAACAUGUGAGUGAGAAAAUGAUGACAGAAUUUUCAUUUUUUUAGGGUGAACUAUACCUUGAAUAGCAGUUUGAUGGUCUAAAAAAGGAUUGCACUGUAUUUCUGGUGACGUUAAAGGGAUGGUUCACCCAAAAAAUGAAAAUUACUCCAUUAUUUACUCACCCUAAACCCAUUCUAGGUGUAUAUGAAUAUCUUAUUUCAGACGAACACAAUCUGAGUUAUAUUAAAAAAUAUCCUGGCUCUUCCAAGCUUUAUAAUUGUAGUGAAUGGCGCUUGACAUUUUGAAGCCCAAAAAAGCACAUCCUUCCAUCAUAAAAGUAAACCAUAUGGCUCCAGGGUGUAAAAAAGUCCUUCUGAAGCGAAGCAAUUGUUUUUUCAUAUCCAUAUUUAACAUUUUAUAAACUAUAAUAACUGGCUUCCGGCAAGGACCGUACGCGAGUCUAGUUCCCGUGGAAGAGUGACUUCAGACCCAACGCGCGACGUAUUGAUGAGCACGGAAGCGCAGAGGAUAGAGCAAAUCAAAACACCGAUCAUGAAUUAAACGUCAAAAACAAGAAUUUUUAAAGAGAAAUGUCGGAGGAUUUUGAUAUAAGAGAAGAGAAGCUUGAGUUUGUUGUCCAGACCUAUUUGUUUGAACCGCGAGAGGUGUCUAAGCUUACGCUACUCCUACAUCCUACAUCAUGUCGUGUCAGAAGUCACUCUUCCGCUGGAACUCGACUUUUAGUUAUUAUAGUUUAUAAAGUUUUAAAUAUGGUUAUUUUUCUUACAAAACCCCAUCGCUUCGCUUCAGAAGGCCUUUAUUAACCCCCUGGAGCCGUGUGGAUUACUUUUAUGAUGGAUGGAUGCACUUUUUUGGGCUUCAAAAUCUUGAGCCCCAUUCACUACCAUUACAAAGCUUGAAAGAGCCAGGAUAUUUUUUUAAAGUAACUCUGAGAGGGUGAUUAAAUCAUGGGGUAAUUUUCAUUUUUGAGUGAACUAACCAUUUUUUGAAAUAAAAAAAACCCCCCAGCAACUUCCCUUUUAGAUCUCGUAAACUUUUGAAAUGCCAUGUUUGACUUUUUGUUUUUGCCACACUGUAUUGGUUUUGAGUUGGUUCAAUACUUUGACUUGGAACGACAAUAAGCUUUUAAACAAAUGUCUUGUAUGUUUUUAAAUAUCUUAUACCAUGCUUUUUUAGGGCUCUUUCAUGUGCAGUUUAACUUCAUGUGCAUUCUCUCUCUCACUCUCUGGCCUAUUUCUCUGUGUGAUUGUGUUGAUUGGUAUGACAAGGUUGAGUGCUUGACACCUGCACACUUGUGCAGAGACAAAUCUGUCACAAACGCUUCUCAAACAACAAAUAAACAGACAGACAGAAAACAAA